This is a messenger RNA of Penicillium alfredii, 432 nucleotides long. RefSeq lists its product as uncharacterized. NCBI's taxonomy places the organism in Eukaryota, Fungi, Ascomycota, Eurotiomycetes, Eurotiales, Aspergillaceae. The coding region runs from base 1 to 432 and encodes 143 amino acids. The transcript is spliced from 3 exons. The record is from RefSeq and is a predicted model, not a curated record.
AUGGGCAGACUCAUCAAGAACCACUGGGGGCGGCUAAUCAUUCUCACCGCAGCAGCCUACCAAGUGGCCAGCGCAAUCGAAGGCUUCAUCUGGCCCAAAGUCUUCUGGGACUUUAUCUCGAAAAACCUCAACGCCGCUGUCAACCCGAUCCCCGUCCUCCAAAUCCUCAAUCUCAUUAUGGGCCUCAUUGGCCUGGCUUGGGAAUGGCCCUUGAAACCACUGGCAGGGUCAUUAGCCCACCGCAGCAUAGAAAUUCGACUUGUUAUCUACCCGCUCAGCGCUCUACUUGCCGCCCUCCUCUACCAAGGCACAGACCCAGCAAUAUAUUAUCUUGUGGGAAUUGGGGUUUAUUUUUGGGCCUACAGUGAGGGAGAGAUUGUAUGCGCAGAGCCGUGGACAUUACCGAAGCGCUCGAGGAUAACCAAGGAAUAG